Molecule: messenger RNA, 477 nt
Organism: Gossypium raimondii (Peruvian cotton)
Lineage: Eukaryota; Viridiplantae; Streptophyta; Magnoliopsida; Malvales; Malvaceae
Exons: 3
Coding region: 1-477 (158 amino acids)
Source: RefSeq, a predicted model, not a curated record
AUGGCACGGUAUGAGGCAUUAUAUAGUCGUAGGUUUCAUACUCCUACUUGUUGGACUGAGCUAGGCGAGCUGCGAAAUCUGGGGCUAGAGUUGGUUUCUGAUACUGAAGCAAAGGUAAAAUUGAUUCGAGAUCAGUUGAAGGAAGUAUCUAAUAGGCAGAAGUCUUACGCGGAUCUUAAACACCUAGAGGUUGAGUUCUCUAUGGGGGAUUUUGUAUUUCUCAAGGUUUCUCCUUCGAAAAAGAUACUGAGGUUUGGAUGGAAGGUUGAGAAAAUCGAGGUUAGGCCAGAUCUGACCUUCGAGGAGGAACCAGUGCAGAAUUUGGACUGUGAGGUUAAGGUACUGAGGAAGAAAUCUAUUCCUCUAGUCAAAGUGCUUUGGUAUAAUCACAGUUCAAAAAAGCCACGUGGGAACCCGAAGAGGCGAUGCGAUAAAAAUACCCAUAUCUUUUCUGACCAGGUGGUGGAGUUAGAUUAG